GAAGGGAAGGGGGUGGUCCGCUGACGGGCCGGACUCUCUCUCUCUCUCUCUCGGGCCCCCGACAGGCAGGAGCCUUUCUGCAAGACCCGCCGGCCGGAGCGACCCGUCUUUCCCGGGACGCCCAUCCGUUCGAAGCGGCAGCUCCGGCAGAUCUGGGACGUUCCAGUGCCAGCGUGAUGCUCUCGUCGUGAGUGUGUUUCUCGGGUCUCCUGUGCCUGAGUUUUCCAGACCGAUGCUUCGGAAAUCGAGAGCACAACAGAACUCCGGGGCUUGAGAUGAGACCUGCCCGUGGUCUUCUACAGAACUAUGACAUUUUCUUGGGGAUUAAAAAGGGGCGACUGCCUAAAACCAGAAGCAUCCCUCAGCUGUCUCACCUUCUAAAAUUGCCCUCUCCGUGUUUGCAAGAUGGAUCGGUCCCCAAAUUUCACUUGUUUCUCCGUCACCACGUCGACAGAGUCCAACAGCAGCGGUUCCGGCUCGCUGGCUGACCUACCUGGGACUGGCAGAUCCUUGUCAGUGUUCGGUGUGCUCGUCUUGACUUUGUUGGCCCUGUUGAUGGUGGCCACUUUCCUGUGGAACGUGCUGGUGCUGGCCACCAUUCUGAGGGUGCGCACCUUCCACAGGGUGCCCCACAACCUGGUGGCUUCCAUGGCCAUCUCAGAUGUGAUGGUGGCCGCCCUGGUGAUGCCUCUCAGCCUGGUGCACGAGUUGUCUGGGCGGCGCUGGCGGCUGGGGCGGCUUCUGUGCCAGGUGUGGAUCUCCUGCGAUGUGCUGUGCUGCACGGCCAGCAUCUGGAACGUCACCGCCAUUGCGCUGGACCGCUACUGGUCCAUCACCCGCCACCUGGAGUACACGUUGCGCACCCGCCGGCGCAUUUCCAACAUCAUGAUCAACUUUCUCCACAUGGGUUCUCUCUACGCUUAAGCGAUGCUCCUUGGCCCCAGCUGGCUAACUGUUUGAACCGAGGAGAGACCUGCUCUGGAAACCGUCCUCGAUGAAGAGUGCCAGGUCAGCCAUGUGCCAUCCUACACCAUUUUCUCCACCUUUGGCGCUUUCUACCUGCCCCUCUGUGUGGUGCUGUUUGUGUACUGGAAAAUCUACAAGGCAGCCAAGUUCCGCAUUGGGUCCCGGAAGAGCAACUCCAUCACUCCCAUCACACCUGAAGCCCUAGAGGUCAAGGGAGCCUCUCAGCAACCCCAGAUGGUGUUCACCGUCCGCCAUGCCACAGUGACCUUCCAGACAGAUGGGGACACGUGGAGAGAACAGAAGGAGAGGAAAGCAGCCCUGAUGGUGGGCAUCCUCAUUGGGGUCUUUGUGCUGUGCUGGAUCCCCUUCUUCAUCACAGAACUCAUCAACCCGCUCUGCUCCUGUGACAUCCCACCUCUUUGGAAGAGCAUCUUCCUCUGGCUCGGCUACUCCAAUUCCUUCUUCAACCCUUUGAUCUACACGGCCUUCAACAAGAACUACAACAAUGCCUUCCGGAACCUGUUUUCCAGGCAGCCGUGAGCCCUGGCUGGAGUUUUCUAGGAAUCUCUCUCCCUCCCUCUCCCUGGCUCACACAGGAAAGGCACUGACUCCAUUUAGAAAACUCCAGUCAAUCUGUUUAUAGUGCGUUAAAUGCUUGGUUUUAUCUAAUUUAUUAUGGAGAGAGCUGAGACAGAUUUCUUUCCUGAAGGGAACAUCUUCAGUGACAAUCAUGUAUUUUCCUGGCAGUCAAACUGGAAUGUUGUUUCCGGCACAACCUGAUGCCCCCCUCCCCUCAGCUUGUGCAUCGAUUGCAGCUGUUAAUAGAGUAUGGAGUGGGGUUCUUUCCCUGUCCCAGUCACGAGAGCAACUUCCCCACAAUCCCUGGCCCUUUUUAAAACAAUCAUUAGAGUUUUUUUUAAGGUUUAUCUUUUUCAUUCCCUAGAUGAUUUUCCUUUGUCUGUAGACUCUCAUGUAAUUCUUAUAAGAGAACAAUAUUUAUUUACUUACUUUCUUUGUUUACAUCCUGCUUUUAUUACCACUGGGCUUCCCCAAGGGUCUUACAACAUUCUGACCUGCUUUAUUUUAUUCUCCCAACAACAUUCUGAGGUAAGUUAGGUUGAGAAUGGGGUGGGGUGGGGCUGUGGCUCAGUGGAAGAGCCUCUGCUUGGCAGGUAGAAGGCCCCAGGUCCAAUCACCAGUAUCACCAGUAAGGACGGUCAGUAGAGGACAUGAAAGACCUCUGCCUGAACCCCUGGAGAGCCACUCUUAGUCCCAUACGGUAGUUCUGAACCUAAUGGACCAAUGGGCUGAUUCAGUGUGAGUUUAUGACUAGGCCAAGAUCACCCAGCAAACUUCCAUGCAGAGUGGGCAUUCGAACCUGAGCCUCCGAAGGCAAGAUCUAACACGGUAUUAAUCUAUAACCUGGCGCUUAACAAGUUAAUGGC
Sphaerodactylus townsendi is the source of this 2411-nucleotide messenger RNA. It is a transcript of the gene HTR5A, whose product is annotated as 5-hydroxytryptamine receptor 5A. The record is from RefSeq and is a predicted model, not a curated record. Gene Ontology annotation, molecular function: neurotransmitter receptor activity; G protein-coupled serotonin receptor activity. The transcript has 3 exons. Lineage: Eukaryota; Metazoa; Chordata; Lepidosauria; Squamata; Sphaerodactylidae. Gene Ontology annotation, biological process: G protein-coupled receptor signaling pathway, coupled to cyclic nucleotide second messenger; chemical synaptic transmission. Gene Ontology annotation, cellular component: plasma membrane; dendrite.